AUGUCAAACGAUUCUACAGAUCGCACUAUCAAGGGUGGUGUUUGGGUACUCAAAGAGGAGUACGAUAUCGAUAAUAUAAUACUUAAAGAUGAACUGCUAUCUGAUUACAUGAUAGCUUUAAUGGAGGUAGCUGCAGCGGAUGGAGUUUUGAGUGAAGCCGAACGUCAAUGGGUUAUCGGUCUUGCCUGUGCUAUAGGAUCGUCACAAGUCGUAAUAGACAAACUUCAAACCUAUCAACACAAAGGUAUGGAUAGUGUACUGGCAACGUUUCAUGCUGAAAGUGGUCACAGUAAUGGAAUACAUCGUCAACUGAGCUUAAUCUACGAUGGAUUUCGAGCAGCGGGUGCAGAUGGUGAGCUUCAUCCAAAAGAAGUAGAAGCUAUUCAUGAACUUGCCAAAGCACUUGGUGUUGGGGAGGCACAACGACGAAAUAAACCAACAACAACUACUUCUAAAAAUUCACCACCAAUCCUUCCUGAAACAAAAAGCACAACAGCAACAAAUACUGCACCACCAACACUAAAACAGCAAACCAAAAAGAAAGAAACGCUACUCGUAGAUAUUCCGUGCACAGGAAGACCAACUUCUAUGCUAGGGAAAAAGCUCAUCAAGAUCGCAGCCAAAGUUCGACCAGAAAUAAAAAUUCAACCUAUUCCAAGACCCCCACCAACAAUUCAAGAUCUUCUACCACAAAAAGAUCCUAUUCAAAAAGAUCUUCACUUGCAUCUUGUCUAUGAAAUAACAUGUCACGACUGCGAAGCUUCCUACAUCGGCAAAAUAAUUCGUCAAGCAACUCGAAGACACUAUGAGCAUGAUGCUUCGAUAGGCACCAACCAACCUGAUGAACAAAACUGCGACUCCCAACCCAUAGCAGCUUCGGAUACAACCUUGAGACGUUCCGAUCGUUUAGAAAGCGCAAAACAACCAACUUAUUCUUCUUUAGAUAACCCAACAACAAACGAAACCGCAGACUAUUCCAACAUCAAAUCUGCCCUGCACGAUCAUGAGCUCGAACAUGGACAUCAAAUUGACUGA
Messenger RNA from Rotaria sp. Silwood2, 1035 nucleotides. Lineage: Eukaryota; Metazoa; Rotifera; Eurotatoria; Philodinida; Philodinidae. The record is from the annotation of a GenBank genome assembly.